This is a messenger RNA of Pyrus x bretschneideri (Chinese white pear), 1893 nucleotides long. Its product is annotated as probable serine/threonine-protein kinase At1g01540. The transcript has 7 exons. Gene Ontology annotation, molecular function: protein kinase activity; ATP binding. Gene Ontology annotation, biological process: protein phosphorylation. Lineage: Eukaryota; Viridiplantae; Streptophyta; Magnoliopsida; Rosales; Rosaceae. The record is from RefSeq and is a predicted model, not a curated record. The coding region runs from base 140 to 1603 and encodes 487 amino acids.
GUCUUGAGCCUUCAAAAACUCUCUCUCUAAAAACCUGCACGAUUCUCUGAUCGCCGGAAAAUAAAACUCCGGCGACUCAAUGCGACGGAGCCCACAAUCCAAGCAGCGAACUGUCUGAGUCAUUCUCACAGUAUUUGCAAUGUCGGUGUACGACGCGGCGUUUGUGAACUCGCAGCUCGCGAAAACGACAUCAAUCUUCGGGCUCCGUCUGUGGGUGGUCAUUGGAAUCCUCGUCGGUGCUCUGAUAGUCCUGACCCUCUUCCUCCUUUCUCUCUGCCUCACCUCCCGCCACCGCUCCCGGGCUCACAAGGCCCAUAAGGCCCAGCCCAAGCCUUCCGCCGCCGAUUCUCCCACUACUCCAGUCAAAUCGAAGGAAAUCCAGGAAAUCGUCAACGACCUCCACGUGGAGAUCGGGAAGCUGGAGCACCGGGUCGUGGUGUAUUCGGACCGGGCGUCGAGCGGGGAGAGCAAGGGGACAUUGAAUAGUGGGUGCGAGACGGCGUCAUUUGGGAGCGGGAACGUGGUGGGGCCGGAGGUGUCGCAUCUGGGUUGGGGGAGAUGGUACACUCUGAGAGAGCUGGAGGCGGCGACGAAUGGGCUGUGUGAGGAGAAUGUGAUUGGGGAAGGAGGGUAUGGGAUUGUUUACAGUGGGAUUCUCAGUGACGGGACUAAAGUCGCUGUCAAGAACUUGUUGAAUAACAGGGGUCAAGCUGAGAAGGAAUUUAAAGUGGAGGUGGAAGCCAUUGGGCGUGUGAGACACAAAAAUCUUGUAAGGUUGCUUGGAUACUGUGUUGAGGGUGCAUACAGGAUGCUUGUGUAUGAGUACGUUGACAAUGGCAAUCUGGAUCAGUGGCUUCAUGGGGAUGUUGGUGAAGUCAGCCCUCUAACGUGGGAUAUCCGUAUGAAUAUUAUACUGGGAACAGCAAAAGGGUUGGCCUAUCUUCAUGAGGGUCUUGAACCAAAGGUGGUUCACCGUGAUGUGAAAUCUAGCAACAUACUAAUUGAUCGCCAGUGGAACCCCAAAGUAUCUGAUUUCGGUCUUGCUAAGCUCCUGUGCUCUGAGAACAGUUAUGUGACAACUCGAGUGAUGGGAACAUUUGGUUAUGUUGCACCGGAAUAUGCUUGCACGGGAAUGCUGAAUGAGAAGAGUGAUGUUUAUAGCUUUGGAAUACUUAUUAUGGAGCUUAUAUCUGGGAGAAGCCCUGUUGAUUAUGGUCGACCACAAGGAGAGGUGAAUCUAGUUGAAUGGUUAAAAACCAUGGUCGGGAAACGAAAAGCAGAGGAUGUGGUUGAUCCCAAGCUGCCUGAAAUGCCUGCUUCAAAAGCACUUAAACGUGCUCUGUUGGUUGCUCUUCGAUGUGUUGAUCCUGAUUCCACAAAAAGGCCAAAAAUGGGACAUGUGAUCCACAUGCUCGAGGCUGAUGACUUGCUAUUCCGUGAUGAACACCGACCUGGUAGAGAUAUGUCCAGAAAAGACCUUGAUUCUCAACAGGACAAUCACAUCGUUGUGAAGAUAAACGAUAAACACUUGAAUGAAGGUACUUCUGAUACUAGCAAAGGUGAUACCAGUAGGAACCAUCAUCAACCUACAACGUGGAGAUAAUGCCCCGGGAGGAUUACGUGACUAACAUCUUUAAGUUAUCUCCAGGUUUCUGAAGCUCAUAUUUCUCCUUCCAUUUUUGCUGUAUGUUCAAUAAUUUAAAUCCUUUUCCUGCUUACUUACACAUAUUUUUUUAGGACGUACACCGAAUUUGGUUGCAAUUGUACAAUUCAAAUAAUUUGUUCUUCAUUCUUAAUUUCUUAUAGGAAGCAUAAUUCAUUACUAUUACUUUGCUUGUAAAAACAAGAUAUAUCAUUAGUGUUACUUCAAAAAUAUAUAUAUUCUUUCUUUCU